AUGACAUUCACACGGCGCGAUUACGGCGAUAUGCCGUCAUCCGGACACACCGGACUCACAGAUGACGAAGUAUACGAAAUGCAGGAAGCGUUCAACCUAUUCGACACUAACGGAACGGCUAACAAAAAUGCAGGAACAAUCGACCCUAGGGAAAUCAAAUGCGCUAUGCAAAGCUUAGGGAUCGAUAAAAAGAAUCCUAUGGUAUUCCAAAUAGUGUCGGAUCUGGAGAAGAGUGGAUCCACGCAAAUAGACUUCAACGACUUCCUAGAUGCAAUCACACUCAAAUUAGGAAAUAGAGAUAGCAAAGAAGGAAUCAGAAGGAUAUUCAACCUUUUCGACCAUGACAACACGGGGUCAAUUUCAUUUAAAAACCUUAAAAAGGUGGCACACGAACUAGGAGAGUUCGUAUCUGACGAUGAACUCCGCGACAUGAUCAAUCGGGCAGACUCGAACGGAGAUGGAUUGCUCUCGUUCGAAGAUUUCUACAGUGUAAUGGCAAAACGACCAUUACCGUGA
Babesia sp. Xinjiang is the source of this 516-nucleotide messenger RNA. RefSeq names its product Caltractin ICL1e. Bases 1 to 516 code for a protein of 171 amino acids. Gene Ontology annotation, molecular function: calcium ion binding. The transcript is spliced from 2 exons. Gene Ontology annotation, biological process: mitotic cell cycle; centriole replication. The record is from RefSeq and is a predicted model, not a curated record. NCBI's taxonomy places the organism in Eukaryota, Apicomplexa, Aconoidasida, Piroplasmida, Babesiidae. Gene Ontology annotation, cellular component: centrosome; centriole.